Messenger RNA from Trypanosoma theileri, 816 nucleotides. RefSeq lists its product as uncharacterized. The transcript has a single exon. The annotation marks the transcript as partial. The record is from RefSeq and is a predicted model, not a curated record. Lineage: Eukaryota; Euglenozoa; Kinetoplastea; Trypanosomatida; Trypanosomatidae.
AUGAAAGUAAUCCACAACAAUGACAAAGACUGUAUUGAUGAGGUGCUACCUGCUUUGUUUACNGGGGAGUUCGAGGAGGAGGAGGAGAAAAAGGGUCAGGAGGCUCCUGGUAAUUCAGAUUCUUUGGGUGGACAUAUAUCCAUUGCUUCUGGCGGAUCAGGACGUGGGUCUGGUUCUAAGCAGCUGGGGGCACAAUCGGAAGAACAAAUGCAAGGGAAACUUCCAGUAGUUGAAGAUGGGGGAGUAGAUGAGGCACGAAGGACAGAGAUGGCGGACCAAAAUAUAAGAACAGAACUCAGGGACCCAGCUGAAAACUCAAAUGGUAAAGGAAAAGGAGAUACCACUACUGCAACCGCAUCUGUUUCUGCACAACAGUCAUUAACAGAUCCUCUUGGAGCAGAUGGACCCAAUGAACAGAAGCCAAGCCUGUCUGAUCCUUCAUCAAAUAAAGGCGAGCAUGGAACUCAAGAAGACACGCAAACGCCAGGAGAAAAAGAGGAGGGCAAAGACACACAAGAUGCACAAAGCCGAGAGAACACAGUCACAACAGGACCGGGUACUAAUGAUGGAGACAGCAGUAAUAAUGCACAGUCUGAAGGAGGUAAUGACAGGCAAUCUGGUACUGAGAAUGGCACUACAACUGAAGGAAGUGAAUCAACAAACAACCAAGAAGGUGCUGCAGAUAAUACAGAAACCACCACCACCACCACAACAACAACAAUAACAACACUUCCUCCUCAACUCACAAACAACAAGAAGGGUGAUGCAGACAGCAGCAGCAGUAUCAGCAGUUCUGUGUGGGUGCGUGUACCACUA